Molecule: messenger RNA, 2247 nt
Organism: Peronospora farinosa
Lineage: Eukaryota; Oomycota; Peronosporomycetes; Peronosporales; Peronosporaceae
Source: the annotation of a GenBank genome assembly
AUGGGUAACAGCGACAGUAAGAGCAAGUUUCGGGAGAGUGUCUACAAGCUCAAUAAUGAAGUCAUUAGUAGUAAAAACCUCGACUUUUGGGAUAAAUUAUGGCGUAUUCCAACAGUAGCGGAAGAAAUUUUUACACUGAUUCAACCCGAUGAUGUUCGAAUGUUACGUCAUCAACAACCCUCUAAUUUAGCAACAAUGUUGAAACAGGCGGUGUCACAGAUUGUACAAAUUGUGGAGACUCCUGUCCCCAAAUAUUAUCAUCAAGCAUUGAAUUGUGUCCGUGUUUUAACACGUUUAGUACCUUUUGUUCUUGAAGAAGGAGGGGAUCCAUUUGUUGAAACGCUUUUUUGGAGUGUUGAAACACACGAAAAAGAUGAUAAAACGGAUAAAAAAGAAGAAGACGAUGAGAAAAUGGAGAAUCAUCGUACGGAACCUUUAGCAAAACAAAUGAUUCAUGCUAUUAUGGGAUUACUUUUUCUACCCGAGUUUACAGUCUCGAUCCAUGCAUAUAAAGGAUAUGGAGAAGAAAGACGAAGUGCUACACGUAGUGGACAGUCUACAAGUGAUGAGGGAUUAUUGGUGUUUCCAUCUUUACUCUGGCAUUCAGGAGUUGGAUAUCCGGAUGCGAAUGUUGUCAAUUCGUCCACUUAUGACAAGAAUCGACGAGAAGUUUUGGCUUUACUAUUGACAUGUUUUUCCAGUAUUUUGUACCAAACAGCAGAGACUUGUAACCAAUGGAAAGAUCGGUUUCUUGAAGCUGCCACAGCACCGGAAUGUCCAUUUGCACCGACGUUGUUUUAUUCACUACUAAAUAUUGUGGUUUCAUAUGAUCCAGUGGGCUGGGGAGUACCUUAUGCGGGAUCCAUUGUCACGGAUGACCGAGAAGUACUUGUGGAUUUGUCACUUCAAGUUUUGUUGGUACUACUGGACUUUGGACAGACGAAGGAAAAAAAUAUCACGCCCACUUUAAAACCGCAACCGGGGAGCGCUACCCCGGCAAUUAAUCGUCUCUCGUCCUCAGUGUCGUCGAAAAUGUCGAACCCAGUGUUUGACGGUGUGCCGAAUGCUUAUCGUGCUCUUUUGUCGUCGCUACAGCGACCAGAAGAUUUCCAGCUUAUUUUUUCGGGACUUUCACGUUUGUUAAACAACUAUCAUCAAUCUUUGAGCACAUUGCUGCCAAAUUCGAUCAAGCAGAUUAAAUGUCAUCAGGAGCUGCUUGUUUUGCUAUGGAAGAUGCUUGAUGAGAACACAGAGUUCCUGCACUAUGUACUGAAGAAGGCAGAUGUGAACCAGCUCGUGGUCCCGUUACUCUUCCUCAUGUACGAAGGCAGACAGGAGCCAGCUAAAGUCGGCAUGAUCCACAUUUGUACCUUCAUCAUGUUGCUGUUGAGUGGUGAACGAGAUUUUGGUGUGAACCUCAAUAAACCCUUUAGCAAUCAUCUGCCGCUGGACCUGCCACCGUUUUCAGGCAAUCACGCGGAUCUCCUAAUUGUUUGUUUGCACAAGAUCAUCGUGAGCGGCUACGAGAAGCUUAACUCGGUGUACAAUUGCUUCCUCACCAUCAUUUGUAACAUCUCACCGUACUGUAAGAAGCUGAAUAUGGUGUCGGCUGUGCGUUUGCUGCGUCUGUUCAAGCUCUUUGCGCAGCCGAGAUACCUCUUCGACAACGAGGCCAACCACCACUUGGUCUUUUUCCUGCUCGAGACUUUUGACAACAUUAUCCAGUAUCAGUACGAGGGCAACCAGCAAGUUGUGUACGCUAUGAUACAGAACAAGAAUGUUUUCAAUCAGCUCAGUGACCUGCGGCUUCCGCCCAUACGGGCCUCGUCUGAAGGGAAGAAGUCGGCUGAGAAGGAGGGCGAGCACGUCGAGGAAGGAAAGGAACAGGAGAAGCCUACGGAUGGCGAGUUUGUUCCUACGGUCGAGUGGCUUGCUGGCUGGAAGAAGAAACUGCCUCUGACUACGAGCCUUCGUCUGCUCCAGCACCUUAUCCCACAGCUGGAGGAAGCGUGUCGGAAGGCUGGCGGCGGCCUAGACGAAGAUGCGAUGCUAUACUUUUUGCGCACCACCACGAUGGUUGGUCUCCUGCCUGUGCCGCACCCCAUCGUGAUCAGGAAGUAUCAGAUCAAUCAGUUUACGCAUUUGUGGUUCACCACAUUCACCUGGGGCGUUAUCUUUCUUCGCAACCAGGUGCUGCCGCUCUUUGACGGUGGUGCAAUCACACUGUUUACCAUCAGCGUUCUUUAA